Messenger RNA from Homarus americanus (American lobster), 6068 nucleotides. RefSeq names its product DNA primase large subunit-like. The coding region runs from base 114 to 1793 and encodes 559 amino acids. The transcript is spliced from 10 exons. Gene Ontology annotation, cellular component: alpha DNA polymerase:primase complex. Gene Ontology annotation, biological process: DNA replication, synthesis of primer. NCBI's taxonomy places the organism in Eukaryota, Metazoa, Arthropoda, Malacostraca, Decapoda, Nephropidae. The record is from RefSeq and is a predicted model, not a curated record.
UCCUGGUGGCGGCGCUGACGGUGAGUAUCUGUAAACACAACAUUUGGCGCCAAACCUUCAUCCUUCAAGAGUCUCCAGUUCUUCUAUAUAUACAGCCCAAAUUAAAAUUAAGGAUGGAGUUCGGGAGUCGAAGAGUACGCAAGAAUCGGCGAAUAGAAAUCGAGACGUCUUAUCCCAACGCUUUGCAACUGUACACAACGCCUCCCUCGGGGAAUAUCUCCCUCCAAGAAUUUGAUGAGAUGGCUAUUGAGAGGUUAAAGGUUUUAAGGACUGUGGAACGCCUGAACCUCAGUGGUCAAAUUAAGAACUCUGAAGAUUGGAUGAAUAAGCUAUAUGAGGACUUUUCAAAACACAAGUACUUUAUACACUCUGCUGAGAAGAUAUCAGACAAUAAGAGGGAUGAAGUUGAGGCAGCACGAAGACGUGAUCAUGUGUCUCAUUUUGUCCUGCGCUUGGCUUACUGCCGUUCAGAGGAGCUCCGACGCUGGUUCAUUGUACAGGAAACUGAUUUAUUUCGUGCUCGCUUCCUUCAUUGUUCCACAAAUGGGUCUGACAUUAAGAACUUUUUGGUCAGUAAUAAUCUUCAUUUCACACCAAUUUCAAAAGAAGAAGUACAUAAUCAGCGUGACAACUUGAUAGCUGGAACAUACAAAAUAAACAGCGGUGACAUGAUGGAAGGCCGAACAUUCUUUAAAGUACCAUUCACAGAAGCCCUGGAGUUGGUGCGGCAAAGAAAAGUUUAUUUAAGCGGUGGUUAUGCAUAUGUUCCUGAUACAGACUUGGUCACCCUUGUUACAGCAUCCUUUAGGUCUAAUCUUUCCCGUGCUCUUGCGAUAACAAACAAAGCACUGCCUCAAUUAGAGGAUGAUGAACGGUUGACACGACUUCUACACGACUUUGACAAGCGAUACACAGGCAACAGCUAUUCACAAAAGAAGAGUGGAGACGGUCUUCACAUAACCCCAGAUAUGAUUGACGAGCUUUCAACAAAGUCAUUCCCUUUAUGUAUGCGCCAACUGAAUGAUACUCUCCGGACAGCUCAUCACCUACGUUAUGGUGGACGACUCACUUAUGGAUUAUUCCUUAAAGCAGCAGGAUUGAGUUUGGAAGAUGCCUUAUACUUUUGGAGGUCUCAUUUCUUAAAAAAUAUGGAUGUUGACAAGUUUGAGAAACAGUAUGCCUACAACAUUCGUUACAAUUAUGGAAAAGAAGGAAAGAGGGUAGACUUCACCCCAUAUAGCUGCCUGAAGAUCAUAAUGACAAGUAUAGGGCCUGGUGAUGCUCAUGGGUGUCCCUUCAAACACAACGAUCAAACCAUGCUGCGACAGCGUCUUGUAAGCUUCAAAGUGCCACAGCAAGCUGUUAAUGAAAUAAUAGAAUUGGUGAGCAUGAGUCAUUAUCAGGUGGCUUGCCAGCGGUACUGGGAAGCCACUCACAAUGCUUGCCUUGAUGCUGGUAUCAAUCACCCCAAUCAAUUCUUUGAGGAGAGUCAGAAGAUUUUGAAUGGACAAACACAACCAAGUCAAGGCAAGAGGACAAUGCACGUGAAAACAAAUCGUAGUGUUAUGUACUCCUCUCAGUCUUCAACUCAGUCCACACAAGAAACGACUCAGUCCACACAAGAAACGACUCAGUCCACACAAGAAUCGACUCAGUCCACACAAGAUUCAACUCAGCCCACACAAGCUUCAACACAGGAUUGUGGCAAUACCUCGGAUUAUGAUUCCAUGAUUUUUGAUGAUGAUUUGGACUCUGUUAUGAUUGGACAGAGUAUGGAAUCAGAAGAUGCUUGAUGAAGUUGUACUAUACCUGUAUAAGUACAGUACAGUAUAUGGGUGUAGUACACAUAUAGAAAUGGCUUCUAUGGGCUGGACAGAUGAUUUUCAUAAUAUGGUGAGUACAAGUUAUGGUAAAGGUACAAAAGGUGAUAUUGGUAUGACAUGAUUUAUGUUCAUACCAAAAUAUAGUAAAAAAAAGAAUGCUUGAAUUGUUUAUUACCUUCAGUUUCCCUGGAGAUUGCACCUCAGAGUUUUACUUUUCUCCUUGGCACCAAUGUUGACCAGGAUGCUUAAUUUAUUGCUAUAUUUCCUAUUUGUACCUGUAUAUGGUUGUUUGUGCCUGUGGUUCACAGGAACUUACAUCUGUCACAGCCAGGUUGAACUUGCACACUUCUAAAAAAAUUGUAGUGUUCAUUUUUUAAACAGUGUUGUAUAUAAUCUUGGUGCAGAAGGUGUGUUCAUAGUAAAGAUCCUCAGAUAGUGUUUGGGGUCUUGAAAUUAUUCACUAUGCGGAAGAGAAAAAAAAAGAACCUAUCAGUACCUAUAUAUUAUAAAAAUAUACAGUCUAUACUUUUUUUUUUUUACUGUAUAUCACCUGGAUUGCUGUCAGUUCUUUGGCAUGGGUGCAUAGCUGUCAUCUACUUGAAAGAUCUAUCAUGCCAGAUAUUGGUAGACAGGGUGCUGGACCUUCUUAACUUCAACUAUAUCACCAACACAUCAUGUCCCCUCUCAAUAACAUACCCAAUAUUGUUGACACAUAUGUUUAGACUUAGAAUUUCACUUCCUUAGUGUGGCACUUGUUGCCAUUUCCUUGGCAACCAGGUUUGUAAUGAGUGGCAGCAGCUAUGUAGUGUCUAGGGUAGUAAUUUUUAGACCUGUGAGUUCAUAACAUGUUGCAUUCCAAUGCUCCUCCUUAGGUAUGCUAGACUUCCCAGAACCUACCAUAAUGACACACCAGCACUAUUUCCAAGAGAUAGCCUCUUAUUGUCAGUGCCCUGUAUUGUAAUGAGCACAUGUUAUAAGAGUACUUACUGUACUUCAUGUUGAAGUUUUUGAAAUUUUAUUUCAUUUACCAAUAACUAAGAUAAGAAAUGGGAUUUGUGCAUUGUAUUUUCUUGAAGACCCCUUUUUAGCUACCAUAUGUUCAAUAGGCAGAUAGCCCAUAAUAAUCCAGGCUACUGUCUCCCACAAUGCAAGCCAUGGUGAACUUUAUUCAAUCACCAUUCUCUCCUCACUGUACUGUCUCUCUCAAAAGAGGGAAUCUAGGUUCAGUAGUUGCUCUCAAGGGGUUUGGAGGUCUUCUUUGAGCUGAGCCCGUCCAACCAGCAUGUGCUGUGACAAGGCUGCUGUAGCACUACUUACAUCCUUUGUCCUCUCUGGUCUCUCCGUAAUGUAUUGUUGAACUUUUCCUCCCACAAUUUAGAUGGUUUUCCUCUAUACAGUGCACCUUCUAGAUAGCCUCCGCACACCCUCUUUACUCUUCUCUCCUUUUGCGUCCUUCUCACGGGUCUAUACCAUCUCACUGAGUCUUUAUCCAUUCCAUCACAAGAAUUUACAAUCUAUCCCUUUGCUACUAUACCAAGCAACCCAUACACUCAACUAUUUCUUAUCCUUUCCAUUCUGGUAAUUCAUGAAGUAGCCCUUGGGUAACUCAUCUUUGUUGCUUGCAAUUUUGUGCAACCUGCUCCAUUCCAAGUCCAUGUUUCACUGCCUUAAAUUAAAGUAGGAAGCAUUAUACUAUCUCUUAGUCUUCAUUACCUCCAAGCUACAGUCAAUUUCUUGAUGCUCUCUAGCUCUCCCAUCACUCUCUUCCCACCUUUAUAACAUUCUUGCUUAAAAUUACUUCCAGUUCUUGAAAUCUUAUAGAAGGGUAUUAUUGUAGCCUUCAACCAAUCAUCUGGUACCUUACCUGAUCUUCAUGCUGUAUGCUGAUUGGGUAAACUUGGCUCAUAGAAGAGCUUCUAGCCCCAAGUUCCUCAUUUGAGAUGGAUGGUGCAGUAGGGUGGGAGGGGUGAAUGUUAUACUGAAAUGGGUUAAUAAGUCACCCUGGCUUAUAUUGUGGGAACAGACAAACCAAUCUGAUUCCUCCAGUAAGCAACCUUUUAUGGAAGCCACCUGGCCAUGAGUGGGCAGAAGACAUUGUUCACUUAGUUGUAAAUAAGUAUAUGUUCAACCAGAAAGACUCAUUGUAAGUCAUAACUUACCUUGGAACCAUAUUUCUCAUAGAUUUCUGUUCAUUGCAGGCUGGUAAAGGGCCAAGGUGAUGUAGAUCAGUUCUGUGCAUGAUGGUGGAACUACUGAAGGCCUAAAAUAUACUCUUCUUUUUAUUUAUUUCUCAGGAGCUAUUCUUAUACAUUUGAAAAUUAACUUGCACUCUUGAAUCUAGUAUAAUUUUGCACUUCUUUUGUGUACUAAAGUUAUUUUUGUGUACAUAAACAUGAAUUUGAUGAGUCUUAUGUCAAAUAGUGAAAUAUUAACAGUGCUUUUGGUUUGUGGAAAUGAAGAUGUUAAAAUUUUCAAUGACAACAUUUUCAUCUCUUUAAUAAUGAAUUAUUUUAUUUAUUUACUGUAUUUUUGGUAGGGGGGUGGGUUGGGUACAGUAAUUACAGGGACAGUCAAACUCCAUACAUUAUAUACAUAUGCAUUCAGGUAUCUCUCACUAUACAGUACAAACAUUCAAGAACGAAAAUUCACUUACUGUACAGGAUAUGAAUUUCCUAAAUUUAUACCUUUUUUUCAUGUUUCGAAGGCUUACCCCGCUUAUAUGAAUUUGGGUCCCUGGAAAAAUUCAAAUCGCGCACCCCUGGGAGUCAGCCGGGGCGGCCAGCUUGGAGAGAUGCACAGAGAUGUAUUCUAGCUCACUGAUUUUAAGUCCCCCUCCCUCCCGCAUCUCCCAUAAUCCCAUGUCUGUAUUUCUGCCAUUGGGUGUGUGUGUGUGAAGUGAUCUCUCUUUAUUUAUGUGUAUUCGUGUCAUCCUUUUGUUAUUCUAUUUGCCAUGACAUUCAAGUGUUCUGCUGAAUCUUGGGCUAUCUGUACUACACCAAAGAAAAUACGAAAGGCUGAGACUCUUGAGACAGUAGUGAUGAGGUGGACAGCCCUCCUCAUCUCACUUGUGGUGAGCCCAGUAAGCAAUCUCAUAAGAUAGUAAAUUACAGUACAGGGGUAGUUGUGUACUAUUUAUCAUUGGUUAGGUAGGUUCAUUAUUGUUUGUGAGCUGAUUUCAUGUUUUUUGGGGUAUGAUAUUGGGGUUUUAUUGUCAUCGGGGAACUGAUCCCAGUUUUCCCCAUUGUUAUUCUUAUUCGCUAUAUGAAAGUUCACUUAAUGAAUGGUUUUCAGGAACCUAACCCAUUCAUAUAGCGAGGGAUACCUGUAUACAUACAUACAUUCAACUUGAAUCAUGAGAUUGAGAGGUCUGUGAUGAUCCUGCUAUUAUCAGGAACUUCAUUUUCCAAGUUUAGUAUCACAUGCUUAUUUUUUCUAAUUAGCACCAAAUUGUUUUAGAUCAUAUAAUAAAAAGCAAAACACAUUUGUUAGGAAAUAAUAACUGUGGUUAAAAAAUUGUCGUCUCUUUUGUAAAAUUACUGAUUUUAUUAUUUUUGUAAUUUUAUUUUUCUCUUUAAUUACAUGAGAGCUUCAGUAGUAAUGAUUACAAUCAAAACUUACGUUUUUUUCCGAUUUCUUUUCGUGCAUUUGUUCUCACACUUGUCUUUUUACAUUACAUUCUUAAUUUUAAGACAUUUUUAGUGAUUUAUAUGCAGUAUGUAUUAUUUGGUUCUGUGCACGAAGCAGUCAUUUGAGUUUUAUGAUUAAACAAUGUGCAGUUCUCAUGCAUAUAUUACUUCUGUGCUGCUAGGUUUAUAACUUGGGAAGAUGUGUAAAUGACAGGUAUAUAAUUUUAACAAGUUGUAGGUUGUGAAAGCUAAGCACGUACAGAGAGAAGCAAGAUGAUAUGGUACAUUGCAUGGGAAUUGUCUAGAGAUAUGUAUGUGUUGAUACAAAAUUAAGGUUGGUUUAAAUAGCAAGAUAUAAUAACUCGGUAGAAGUAAUAUGCAGUCUAUUGGGUUAUGUUUAAAGUUAGGGAUACUUAAGUACAGUAUACUUUUAAGUUUACAAACAAAUUUAUAAAGAUGAUUUUAUACCAUUACUCAAGAUUACAUAAACUAAGGCAUUAGAUUUAUACCAAAUGAUAGAAGAAAUAAUUAUUAUCCGUUAUUAUCUUAACUAGCCAACCUACUGUACAAAAAAAGGCUAGGUAAUAGGUGGAUAUAAAAUAAUAAAGCCAAUCUUAAA